UUUACACUUGCGCCCUAAUGUUUUAUUUUGGUAGAAUUCUGGAACAAAUUAGGAAAAAUCCCCAUUAAAUUCCAAAUAAUAUAUCACCCAACUCAAUGAGUGCCCAUAGCAUAGCAUCGGUUCCGGAAACGGUCCAGGUUGCAGUCCGAAUAAGACCCCUGUUACCAUCGGAGAUUCGAAUGGGCUGCCAAACGGUCACCGAGCAGAUUGAUCCAGAAGAGCCGCGAAUAUGUGUCCGAAGCAAUGAGCAGUUCACGUUCAAUCACGUGUUCGAUCCGUCCAGCAGCCAGUUGGAAGUCUACGAGAAAAGUGUUAAGACGAUUGUGGAGAAGCUUCUGGAGGGAUUCAACGUUACUAUUCUGGCCUAUGGGCAGACGGGAUCCGGGAAGACCUAUACGAUGGGAACGUCGUUCGAGGGCAAGUAUGACGUUAAUCAAGGAAUCAUUCCAAGGACGAUGAUGGAUCUUUUCGAUCGGAUUGAAGGUUGUGAAGAGUUUCAGAGUGCGGUGACGUGUUCCUUCGUUGAACUGUAUCAAGAGAAUGUGUACGAUUUACUGUCGUACAGGAAUAGGUUCGAGAAAAUGGUCGGGAUUAGAGAAGAUGCAUCGGGUGUGUUUAUCCCGGGAUUGACGGAAGUUCCGGUGAAUAAUGCCGAGGAAGCACUGCGUUGGAUGAUUCAAGGUGCUAGUGCAAGAGCCGUGGCAUCAACGUCAAUGAAUAAGGAAUCCAAUCGAAGUCACACAAUGUUCACAUUGACUGUGAGGAAGAUAAAACACCAUCAAAUCGUGACAAUGUCCAAACUGCAUCUGGUAGACUUGGCCGGAUCAGAGCGAUCCAAGAAGACACGGGCCGUGGGCGAUCGUUUUCGCGAAAGUAUCCAGAUCAACAAAGGACUUCUAGCUCUAGGGAACGUAAUAGCUGCAUUGGGGUCGAACCAGAACACCAAAGGGUACAUUUCGUACAGGGAUUCCAAGUUGACCAGGUUGCUGCAGAACUCACUGGGCGGUAACUCCAUCACGCUGAUGAUUGCUUGCGUGUCGCCAGCUGACUACAACGUGGACGAAACUCUGAGUACCCUUCGAUACGCGGAUCGAGCUCUCAGGAUUCGUAACAAGCCCACCAUCAACGGAGGUGAAAUAAGCAUUCGAGAGGAAAUCGAACGUCUUAAGCAGGAGAACCAGGAUCUUCGGAAAGCUUUGGAUCAAGCCCAGUCCACACCGACCGUAGUGUCCAAAAACGAUCGCUCCUGGCGAAAGCUUCAAGAGCAAAUUCGAACCACCAACGCCAAACUACAGAGCGUUGUGAAAAAAUCAAAUCAGCUGGAAUUCCGAGCUUCUCUCGCCGAAAAUGCACUGGACAGGAUAAGCAAUCUGCUUACGACGAGCGAUAACGAUAAGUUUAAACAGAGAACCGAUGAGAUCUUGGGUCGAUUUCGGAAGGAAAGUCAGUCAUGGAACGUUUCGGAACAAAAAUCGAAUAAAGUUUAAAUGUUGGUGAAAAAAA
Messenger RNA from Aedes aegypti (yellow fever mosquito), 1503 nucleotides. Its product is annotated as chromosome-associated kinesin KIF4-like. The record is from RefSeq and is a predicted model, not a curated record. Gene Ontology annotation, biological process: microtubule-based movement; mitotic spindle organization. The coding region runs from base 96 to 1487 and encodes 463 amino acids. Lineage: Eukaryota; Metazoa; Arthropoda; Insecta; Diptera; Culicidae. Gene Ontology annotation, molecular function: microtubule motor activity; microtubule binding; ATP binding. The transcript has a single exon.